CUUUGCGCCAGUGCUGCGCAGCAGCCAUCUUCCCCGCGCAUCCCUUCCCCCUCCUCCCACAGCAGGAGGGAUGCUGGGGAUGCUUCGCGCUCCCCCACCCCCCGGCCCUGGGGAUAGGUACGGGACCUCCAUAUCCCCCACCCCGCCGGGUGGUGCUCCCCACUACUCCCCUCUGCCUGACGAGGGCUGCGCAGUGCCAGCCGGGGGGAGACGGGGGCUGCGGUGAUGCCACCGCCAAUGCCCCCGCCUCCACGCUCGGCUACUGGGGGGGACACGCAGGCUGCGGAGCUGGGAGGAGAACAGCAGUGCCACGCAACUUUCUGCCAUGUGAUCCCGUGCCCGGCUCCAGCCCUCGCCGCCCCCAGGCAGGCGCAGAGCCCCCCACCCGCCGCCGCUGCCAUGGGCGAGAGAUGUGACUACCAGCGCCUGAGCAGCGCCGAGGAGGAGGAGGAGAUGCUGCCCCCCCUGCCCCACAGCCUGUCGGACAGCAGCGGGCUGCGAGCCCCACGGAUGGGCAGCAGUCGCCCGGGGCUGCCUCCCCAGCAGGACGUCACUCUGGGCAUGACGUGCCGGCGGAAGCUGAGCUGUAGCAUGCAGGCAGAAGAGGGCACGGACUGGCUGUUGGAGCUGCUGACUGAGCUGCAGCUGCAGCAAUACUUCCUGCGCAUCCGGGACGAACUCAACGUCACCCGCCUGUCCCACUUCGAGUAUGUCAAAAAUGAGGAUCUGGAGAAGAUUGGCAUGGGGCGCCCCGGCCAGCGGCGGCUGUGGGAGGCGGUGAAGCGGAGGAAAGCCAUGUGCAAGCGGAAAUCUUGGAUGAGCAAGGUGUUCAGCGGGAAGCGCCCUGACUCGGAGCUGCCGCCUCAGCCCCACAGCACCUUCCGCAAGCCCCCAACGCCACCCCCCCCGGACACGGGGGGCCAGCACUCCCUCACCUGCCUCAUCAGGGAGCGGGACCUCUCGCUCUUCGAGAAGUUGGGUGAUGGCUCCUUCGGCGUCGUGCGUCGUGGAGAGUGGUGCACGCCUGCUGGCAAGACGCUCAACGUGGCUGUGAAGUGUCUGAAGACGGAUGUGCUAAGCCAGCCGGAGGUGCUGGAUGACUUCAUCCGCGAGGUGAACGCCAUGCACUCGCUGGACCACAAGAACCUCAUCCGCCUCUACGGCGUGGUGCUCUCCCACCCCAUGAAGAUGGUGACAGAGCUGGCCCCUCUGGGCUCCCUUCUGGACCGUCUGCGGAAGAACCAGGGCCAUUUUCUCAUCUCCACGCUGUGCCAGUAUGCCAUCCAAGUGGCCAAAGGCAUGGCCUACCUGGAGUCCAAGCGCUUCAUCCACCGAGACCUGGCUGCUCGCAACAUCCUGCUCGCCUCCAAUGAGCAGGUCAAGAUUGGGGACUUUGGGCUGAUGAGGGCUCUGCCCAAAAAUGACGACCACUACGUGAUGCAGGAGCAUCGUAAGGUGCCCUUCGCCUGGUGUGCUCCUGAGAGCCUAAAGACACGCACCUUCUCCCACGCAAGUGACACUUGGAUGUUUGGGGUGACACUGUGGGAGAUGUUCACUUACGGGCAGGAGCCAUGGAUUGGCCUCAAUGGCAGCCAGAUCCUACACAAGAUUGACAAGGAGGGUGAGAGGCUGCCGCGGCCCGAGGACUGUCCCCAGGAUGUCUACAAUGUCAUGCUGCAGUGCUGGGCCCAUAAGCCUGAGGACCGGCCCACCUUCGUGGCCCUGCGUGACUUCCUGGUGGAGGCCCAGCCCACCGACAUGAGGGCUCUGCAGGACUUCGAGGAGCCCGACAAGCUGCACAUCCAGAUGAACGACAUCAUCACGGUCAUCGAGGGCAGGGCCGAGAAUUACUGGUGGCGGGGUCAGAAUAAGCGGACCCUAAAAGUGGGCCAGUUCCCCCGCAACACGGUGACCUCGGUGGCGGGGCUGUCGGCCCAUGACAUCAGCCAGCCGCUUAAAAACAGCUUCAUCCACACAGGCCAUGGAGACACCAACCCUCAGCAGUGCUGGGGGUUUCCCGAUAAAAUUGAUGAGCUGUACCUGGGAAAUCCCAUGGACCCUCCUGACGUUUUAGGAGUGGACCUGAGCACUGCCAGACCCACCCAGCUCCCAGGAAGGGCUAAAAGGCAGCCGCCUCCGCGCCCGCCUCAGCCUUCCAUCCUGCUUACCAGUAAGUCGGGCUGUUCUGGGAGCCGCCAGCCCUGCUCGUGCCCCUUCUCUUCUCUCUUAGCUCCUUUCUUUCAAGAGCCUUCCUACGACCCGGUCAGUGAGGAGGACGAGGGCCUGUCAGCCGGCAUCCGAAAGCUUUGCCUGAAGAAGCCAGGCCCGGGGAAGGGCCUGCGGCUUGCCAAGCCUUCUGCCCGCGUGCCGGGCACCAAGGUGGGUGAGCGGCAACCCGGCCGGUCACCCAGCGAGGGACCAACGAGCGGCGAGGUGACCCUCAUUGACUUUGGGGAGGAGGUGCCCCCCACCACCCCUUCACCUGUCGGGGAGCUGACGGCCCCCUCCCUCGCCAAGCUGGCCAUGGAGGCCUUCUCGCUGCUGGACAAAACUCCCCCGCAAAGCCCCACACGAGCCCUGCCCCGGCCCCUCCACCCCACGCCAGUGGUGGACUGGGACGCCCGGCCCUUGCCCCCGCCACCUGCCUACGAUGACGUGGCACAGGACGAGGAUGACUUCGAGGUGUGCUCCAUCAACAGCCCCCUGGGGCGGCAGGGCAGCCGUGCUGGCCUUCCCAGCGCACGCGAGCGGGGUGAGACCAACUACGGCUUCGUGGACGAGGGCGAGCGGGCAGCGGGGCUGGAGGACAACCUCUUUCUGCCCCCCAAAGACACCAAGCAGCCCAGCCUGACGCAGACUACAGAGAUCUUCCAGGAGCUGCAGCAGGAGUGCAUGAAGAGGUUUAACGUGCCCCGGGGGCCAUCCGCCUGCCUGGCUGACGACAAACCCCAAAUCCCACCCCGCGUCCCCAUUCCGCCUCGGCCGCUGCGCCGCAAUGAACCCGGGCGUUGGUCUGGAGAGCUGUCCCCAGCCUCGGGGGGCGAAGAGGACCGGCCACCCCAAAUCCCCCCUCGGGACCCGCUGUCUCAGCCCACUUCGCGGACGCCCAGCCCCAUGGCCCUGCAGGUGGGCUCCCCACAGCAGCGGGCUGCCCUCUGCUCCUGCCUAUCCACGUCGCCAGGGAAACCCAUGCCCACCACGCAGAGCUUCGCCCUGGACCCCAAAUACGCCACCCCCAAAGUGAUCCAGGCGCAGGGCAAGGACUGCUCCAAGGGACCCUGCAUCCUGCCCAUUGUGAAGGAUGGGCAGAAGGUCAGCAGCACCCACUACUACCUGCUGCCCGAGCGCCCUGCCUACUUGGACAAGUAUGAGAAGUUUUUCAAGGAGGCCAAAAGCCCCGAGGAGGCACCAGCGUCCCGCGUGGUCACCACGGCCACAGUCCGGCCCAUGGUGCAGCAGCAGCCCGACUACAAGGCCAACUUUUCCUCCAACAACAGCAACCUCGGGCCCAAGUGCUUGGUAAAAGCUUCCUGCAGUCUCCAGAAGAUCGUGUACGAUGGGCCAGAUGGCUAUCGGCCCUCAGAGAAGAUCCGGCUGGUGCAGGACACGGUGCAUGGUGUCACCACCGAGGAGUGCCAGGCAGCCCUGCAGAACCACGGCUGGAAUGUUCAACGUGCCAUCCAGUACCUGAAGGUGGAGCAGCUCUUCUGCCUGGGGCUGAAGUCCCGCGUGGAGUGCCACCGGGUGCUGGAGAUGUUCGACUGGAACCUGGCGCAGGCCAGCUCCCACCUCCUCGACCCCUACAGCUCCUCCAGGCAGAAGCGGUGACAGCGGGGACCAGGUGAGCGAGGCCGGACCCAGAGCAGGCAUCUCGCUGCGGGGUCACCUCCCCAAUCCCACUGCCCGCUGCUGGACUCUGGACUGAGCCCCACCUGGGGGAUGGGGGCACCCCAAAAGGGACCCUGCCCAACGGUUGAGACUAUGCCACAGCCCCUGUGCCAGGGGGUCUGCGCCCUGGCUGAGGAGAUGAGCUCCGUCCCUUGGCCCGAUGUUGAAUUGUUUUUGUAAAGAGAAAUGUAAUUUUAAUAUAUAUAUAUAUAUUAUAUUAUA
This is a messenger RNA of Gallus gallus (chicken), 4110 nucleotides long. It is a transcript of the gene TNK2, whose product is annotated as tyrosine kinase non receptor 2. The transcript has 17 exons. The coding region runs from base 226 to 3828 and encodes 1200 amino acids. Gene Ontology annotation, biological process: protein phosphorylation; signal transduction; regulation of keratinocyte differentiation. Gene Ontology annotation, molecular function: protein tyrosine kinase activity; protein binding; ATP binding. NCBI's taxonomy places the organism in Eukaryota, Metazoa, Chordata, Aves, Galliformes, Phasianidae. The record is from RefSeq and is a predicted model, not a curated record. Gene Ontology annotation, cellular component: extrinsic component of cytoplasmic side of plasma membrane.